UUUCAGGGGUAGAAAGUUACCGCUGAUAACAGGGUUUAGCUUCUUUAGAUCUUAUGUGAAUACUAAGUGAAGUGAAUAAUCUCAAUUUGUUUCUAAUAUUCGUUUGAAAUACAUAGGAGACUGGAAAUUGCUUUCUAGCAAAAAUUAAGUUGAUUUCUAGAAUUAACUGAUAUUUUAUAUGCAACUCUUUAUACAUACACCAUAAAUCACAGAUUUUUUCAAAGUUACACCAUUUUUAUCAAUGCAUAGAAUUUCAUCAUCACACAGAUUAGCACAGGUUGUUAAAAAUGAAACUAAAAACAACUAGUAUGAUAUAGAGUAGUAAACACAAAAAUCAGAAAUAACCUAUAGAACUACUGAGAAGGCACUACAUACGUUGGUGAGGACAUGUCUGUAUUCUGUAUAGUAAGAAUAAGACAUGGUUGAUGAUCAUAGUGACAAGCACAAACAGGUUAUAGAAACAAUUAUGACGUGUGAGGAUUAUUAUGAAAUUUUAGAUGUCCACGAAAUUGCAACAGAGGAAGAAAUUCACAAGGCUUAUAAAAAAUUAGCAGUGUUAGUUCAUCCAGAUAAAAAUAAACAUCCUGACGCAACCAAAGCCUUUCAGCUUUUAGGAUCUAUUUUAUCCAUUUUAACUGAUGCAAAGGAAAGAGAAAACUAUGAUUGGGUUUUAAAAAGAAAAAGAGAAGAAAAACAAUAUAAUAGUUACAAUGACACAACUGGAUUUAGUAACACUAAUGAAAGAAACUAUGAAAAUAAAUCAAGACAAAGUAGUUAUGAUUCAGAAACUUAUUUUGACUAUCACAAUUAUUACAGUGACUAUGAAUACAGUUCUUACAAUUACUAUCAAUGGGAGGGAGAAAAAGCCGAGAAAAACGAAUCGAAAAAAAGUGGCUCAAAAUCAAGCACUAGUAUAUUGAAGAGAAAAUUUUACUCAAAACUUACGUUUUUUUUCCGUAACUUCAAUAAUAGCGUCAGCUUUAGUUUUAAAUUUUUGUUGGAAGUGGUAUCAGCAAUAUGAAAUUGUAACUAAUGAAUCGGAGAAAUUUGUAUUCAAAGAAAGUUUUGCAACUUGGAAUCCGUCAAUAUUCUGUAAGGAAUAUACUUUAAUUUCGUUACGAACUUUUCGGGAUGUUUGUAUAUACACAAGGAAGUGGUGGAGGAAAAUGAUUAAGAUCUAAACAUCGUAUUUAAAACACAUAUAAGAAUUAU
Messenger RNA from Zophobas morio, 1212 nucleotides. Its product is annotated as dnaJ homolog subfamily B member 14-like. The transcript is spliced from 7 exons. The record is from RefSeq and is a predicted model, not a curated record. NCBI's taxonomy places the organism in Eukaryota, Metazoa, Arthropoda, Insecta, Coleoptera, Tenebrionidae. Gene Ontology annotation, biological process: cellular response to misfolded protein. Gene Ontology annotation, cellular component: endoplasmic reticulum membrane. Bases 419 to 1021 code for a protein of 200 amino acids. Gene Ontology annotation, molecular function: Hsp70 protein binding.